This is a messenger RNA of Lactuca virosa, 914 nucleotides long. The record is from the annotation of a GenBank genome assembly. Lineage: Eukaryota; Viridiplantae; Streptophyta; Magnoliopsida; Asterales; Asteraceae.
CAGAAGGGCUAUGACAGAACAUGCCGAAAUUAAUCCUUUUAAAGUGAUGUAUAUUUACGACAUAUUUCAAUGAUGUAUGCACAAAUGGAGCUUCAACUGGCCCUGUCUCUCUCUUCUUCUUCGUCUUCAUCUUCUACAGAGUUUGAUCUGAACGAUCAGAACCAUGAAACUGUACAAGGAAAAGCCAUGUUUGGGUUCAUGAAAUCGGAGGAUUUUUUGAAAAGGAAGCUCUGCGUUAAUGGCGAUGACGAUGAAGAAGAGUUCCAUGUCCCUGAAACACUGCCUCUUCUUUUUUGCAACAAUAGUAACGAAGAUUAUGGUGAUGAUGUGAAUGAAGUUGAAUCCACUUUUAUGUUCAUCAAUAACAAAAACGGUGGAGAUGAGAAUGGUGUAAUCGGGUGGCCACCGGUGAAAUCAAGUAGGAAGAAGCUUUGCCACCAGAACCAUGGUGGCAGUGGUGGUGAUGAUGGUCGUCGAGGAAGCGGAGGGUCAAAGUCAAUGUAUGUUAAGGUGCAAAUGGAAGGAGAUGGAAUUGCAAGAAAGAUUGACCUUAAUCUACACCGUUCUUACCAUACACUCGUUCACACGUUAGCCCAUAUGUUUGGGAAGUGUAAAGAAGAAGUGAAGCUUACGUAUCAAGACCAAGAAGGGGAUUGGUUGCUUGCUAGUGACGUGCCUUGGGGAUCAUUUAUGGAGGCAGUUCAGCGUCUAAAACUACUAAGAAGUAGUUAUUGACAGAUUUGCAAGAUAGAACCUUCAUCGUUUUGGUAGAAUUGGAGCUAGAAAUAUAAGUAGAACUAUCAGAAAUAUAUAAUUUUCUGUUCUAAAUACAAUGCGUUAAUUAAUUAUGUGGUAUCGCGUGGUUUUUAUGUGAUGGUGUGAAUUCUAGACGACGUGUGCGGAUUUAAUUUCAU